Molecule: messenger RNA, 7532 nt
Organism: Schistosoma bovis
Lineage: Eukaryota; Metazoa; Platyhelminthes; Trematoda; Strigeidida; Schistosomatidae
Source: the annotation of a GenBank genome assembly
GCUAGGUUCGACGCAGUCUUCGCAGUUGGUUCGUCUAUGGGGGAGUUUUGCUCUAAGCCGGAGAGUGGGAAUUCUCAGUCACAUCCCGGUGUUCCUGCUGUUGGUACUCAACAUGCUAGGUCAAGGGAAAGCAAUGUCCCGAGUGCUUCUGCAGCAACAGCUGGCUUUCUAUCUAAUAUGUGUGACACAAUAUCCCGCUUACAAUCCGAAAAUCAUUUACCCUCGAACGCCCCACCACCAGGUUCGCGGAUUGCCCCCAGCCCUGAACAGGGUUAUGCCAGUAGUAUUAAUCGGAAUGGAAGGUCUGAUAGUUUUCCAAGUGGAGGUCCGGUGCUCACAAGUAAGUUCUUUGUUUAUCUUAAUUUGCCUGACGAAAAAUAUAUGUAUAUCUUCUCUGAAUGCCAAAUAUUUAAGUUCCAGUCAGUAAAGAUGUCGAAUACGGUUGUUACGUGUUAGUGCUUGUCCUGUAUGUGUGAUAUUAGGGGAGUGUAUUCUAUAGAUUUGGCAGAGUAACUGGAGAAAUGUAGAACGACUCAACAAACGGUAUGCAGACUCGUAACAUUGUGCCAUACAGCUUGUGUCCUGUCAUUGCACGACCUUGAUUCAUAUCUUCAGUGGCAGUACAGAUUUAUGCAGUUUGUUUGGGCCAUUUAUUUUAGGACGACUUAUCAAUGGUUUGCUGGGCCUCAUUCAGGGUUGUUAACUCCGGAAGAUAUGCUUGCUGCAGCACAGAUUUGUAGCCAUCUAAGUCAGUCACAACUCAACGCUCUGGCGGCUGCUUACCAUCAACAACAGCAACAGAUUCAACGUUCCGUUGGUCCAACUGCUUCAGGAACUUCAACACUUGGUCACGUCCCAGGAAUUACAUUUGCACAGGCUCUAGCGGCUGUUACAUCUGUAUCGAAGUCAUCAUCUCCUACUAUUCCUCUCAGUGUUCACAGCUCUCAACAGUCACCUCGAUUGCCGGUCCAUUCAGUUCAAACACCUAUGCAUCAAGGGAACCAAAAACGCCCCCCUAGUGGUCAGUCACAGUUUCACUCAGGACAUCCUAUUCAAAUGGGUUCAACUACAUCUGGUACUCGUCCAGCUUCAGCGUCUCAGGCUGUCCUCCAUCAUCGCGGAAGUCAUCCAGGUCCUUCAGGAUUCGGGACAAUGAGUUCUCACGUCAGUCCAUCACAGCCAAUUACCUCACAUCUGGAUCAUAAUUUGCACAAUGCACAUCAUCAGACAAGGGCUUCACCAUCACUAUCACCCAGUCCUGGAAGCAAUAUUUACCAAAAUCGUCGUUCACAACUGGCCCCCCCUUCAACUCAUCCAAACAAAAGACCUCGUAUUUCCUUAGGAUCCCAACUACCACACUCCAUUUCAUCCUUACCUUCUGCUCAUGUAACAAAUACAAUUGCACCAGCUGAGAUGGAAGCUUUGUUGGGGAGUGUUGUUGCUAGUAAGGCGAUGGCAAGUAUUGCAGCUGGUUCUAACUUUCUUAAUCCAAACGCCUAUUCUGCAGCCACAGAAGUUGCCGCUGCAGCCGCAGCAGCCCUCACACCUUUUUAUACAUCCAUUAAUAAUAGCAGCUUAUCGAAUCCAUCAUCUGUCGUCACUCCAAAUCAAGCUGCUUAUCAACCGCAUAUUCAACAUCAUGGUUCAUUCGGUAGUAAUUCAACUUCUGGCACUCAUUUAUUCAACCAACAACAUGUUUUGCCAUCUUCCAGUUCGGCGUAUCCAGGUUCACUGAUGGGUACCUUACCUGGUUCACUUCUAACCUCGUACAAUAACAGACCAUUUCCUCAUGCAACUGCGUCUACCCAGGCGAUAACUUCCGGGCAAGCCCUAGUUAGUGCACCUGUCUUGGGAUCACAAACUGUAACUAGUCAGCCUCCAUUGUCACAUAUGCCAGCGAAAGCAUCACAUCCAACAUCAGUCUCCCAAAUCCCUUCUCGCCUGAUUUCUGGCCAUCUUCAUCAUCCACCUGCUGCUACUCAUCCUAGUCAAGGCAGUUUCCACCAGUCAAGUCAUCCUUUACCACAACCAGGUUCUCAACAUCAUGUGAUGGGGCAUUCUAAUCUUCCUCAGGGGAGUGGUGUACUUCGACAGCAGACUAAAGAACCGGCUUAUCACCCACAGGUUGAAGCCAUAUCCCCUGCUCCUGAUGAGUCUCGUCUAGUGGAUGCCCAAGAUGCAAAGCUUCAUCGUGAAAGGGAAGAAAUUAACCGUCAACUGACAGUAUUAGAUGCUGAUAUUAAUAAACAAGAAUCACAUCUAAGAAAUCUGUGUGAACGGGAGGCUCGUCUAACAGCUCGACUUGCGGUAGCACCUGCACGCGAUACAUCGAACAAUAAUUUGAACGGUAACGAUUAUGAAAGUAAAUCAGAUAAAGGGGAUCUUGCUGUUCCGGAAGUAUCUUUCACUUGUAAAACCGGUUUCGAACGAAAUUACGAAAACCCAAUACAGGCAAUUAUUUCUGACAACCGCCAACGCACUCGUCAGCGUCAUCUCAUUUUCACAAGACUUUGUGGUCCCAAAGUUCGACCUGGACCACAUGCCCUGCCAUUUUAUCGCCAACCAUCCGACUUAUCAAGUGUAAGGGCUAUACAAUCCAACUUUCGCAACCAUUUCCGUCCAAAACUUGUUGUUUAUCUUCAAAGACGUCUCCGUGCUGAACAAAGUCGUAUCAGUUUUUUGGCUCAACAAUACGGACGAAAUUCUAGAAUGUUUACGAAAAAGAUGGACAAAUUACUCAGUACGACCAAACGUCGUCAACGUGAUCUUCGUCAUCGAGAUAUUUUUGAGAAAGCGAUGCCGGAAGUUAAAAAAAAUCGCGAAGACAGGGAGAUGGGAAACACGGAAUACACUAAACCAGGGAUCGAGGAUGAUUCUGGCGGGGUUUCUAACCUAACUGAUGGUUCUCAGACUACUCCCUACGAUGCUAUCGAAGAGAUGAAUAAAUUAAAGGAAUAUGCGAUUGAUCCUCCAGUUAUGCUUGCACCUUGGCAGCGUCGAUAUCAAUUCAUAUGUGAAUCAGGUUUAGUCACAGAUUGUCGUGCACAGCUCCAAGAAAAUCAAGAUCUGUCGAAGUGGUCGGAAGAAGAAAAGCAAAUAUUUAAAGAACGCUAUUUAGCCACUCCUAAAAAUUUUACUUCGAUAGCUUCAUACCUAGAGCGGAAAUCUGUUGCAGACUGUAUCCACUAUUACUAUUUAUCCAAAAAGAAAGAAGGUUAUAAACAGCUGUUGAAGAAGCAUAAUGCUCGUCGACGCCGAGCAGCUCAGACUGAACGUGGAGGGGGCGGUAGUGCUGGUGGAGCUGCUAGCAAUUCAAAUACUGGCGGGAGUAGCGGAAGCCAUAGUAAUACUAAUAUAAAUUCGAUCCCUCCAUCUUCUAGUAAUUGCCAAAAUGGGCAUACGAAUAUAAAUUCCCCUCGUGGAGAGCGUAAUGAAGCAGAUGAAAAAGAUUCAGGUGGAUUAAAAAAUUCACAAACUGAUUCUUCUGGGUUUCCUGAAUCUAAUGAAACAGCUGAGCAUAAGGAUGCUGACGGAUACAGAAAUAAUAAAAAAGAGACGCAUCAUGGUGGUAGCGGUGGGAGUACUGGUGCAAGAAAUAGAGCUGGACGGGGUCGUCCACCACAACAUACAAAUCAUUCUAAUAUCGAUAACCACAAUGUUGGAUCUCAUGGGCGAAAUCGUGGUGGUAAUAACAGUACUCGAAAUAACGUCGAACCUCAUAGUGUUCACGUUCCUUCGGAUGUCAAGGUACCUGAACAUGAUACUCUAGUUCCUACGAUGGACAAAGAAUCACGGUCUGGAGAUAAUGUAAGAAGUGAUCCUGGAGUACAUAUAACCGUUUCUUCUAAUGCUAAUUCUCAGUGUGCAGAAUCUGUGACUGAUUCAAAUAAACUGGCUCAACCCCGAACACAUCCUGCAGUGGUUUCCAGUUCUUCAACACGCAUCAAGGAUUUGAUUCACUUUGCUAUUGAAAAAAAUCUUACCAAGCCUUCAUCAUGUGAUAACCAAGUAACCACAACUGAAACUUUGUCUUCCCGUAUCUCCUCGAUAGGUCCUAGUUCCUCUCAAUCUACUUCAACUAAUAUGGCAAGUGUAAUUACAAACUCUAAGCAUAAUAAAAACCCUUCAACUUCAAUUUCAACUGUGAUCCCAAGUUGUCUAGUCUCUAGUCAUAUGGUUACGGAUAAUUCAGAUACAUCUAUUGUUUUUCCAUCGACAACGGCAGCUGAGAUUUAUGCAGCUGCUGCACGAUUUGCAGCUGUUAGCGCUAGCGUUUGUGGAAUGAAUACUGAUCCAUCAGUGAUGUCUGUUUCGUCCACGGUUGAUUCUUCCGGAAGUCAUAAACUGGAUGUUAAUAAGUCAUCUGUAUCUACUGCUUCCUUAUCAAGUAACCUACAUUCAAAAUCAGAACUGUCUGAUUUUACUAGCGUGGAUGCAGCAAAAAAAUGGAUGUCUUCAUUUGUCCCAUCAUGUGGUUCUUUAAGUCUUUCUCAUCAAACUUCUGAUAGUCGUCUCAUGGAUCCAUCUGCUUCUAGUAAAGCAAUUCUUAUCGGAGAUUUUUUAACUGCGCAACAACUCGAUCGUGCCGAUUCAUCUAAUUGGGGUGGCAAUCACUCAAAUUCACGCCAAGCUGAUUACGCUGGAUCCUAUCAAGUUUCUAGAUCUAUUGAUCCAUCUACCUUACCUGUCUGUGUUAGUCAUAUUUCUGCAGCUUAUGGGAAUUUUGAUUGUCACCCAGUAUCAGAUUUUCGAACAUCAUCAAGUGUUUCUGAAAAAUGCUUGGGUAGUGAUAUCCUCGCUGAACAUGCUAUUAGGUUGGCUAUACAUGCCAAAGCUGCCGCUGCAGCAGCAGCUGCGUCGUCAUCGGUUAGUCAGUUUGAUGGUCGUAGUUCAUCUGUGUCAGAAAACAAUUUUAGUGGUCCAGAACGCUGUGUAUACUCACCUCUGUCUCCAAGUCCUGUUAAAGCUGAUAGUUUAUUGUCACCUGCCAACCAUUCUACUCCUCCGUGUCAACCUAAUCCACUGUUGGGAGUUCCAGUUUCUAGGAAUGAUACCAAUCACCAAUCGACAUCUUCAUUUAAUCGCCAGCUAGAUAAUAGUCUUAAUUCUAUAUCUUUCAAACCAGAAAAUGAUCCUAACAUGUCCAUAAGUUCAGAUCAGGUGGCAUCAUUUAUUGCAAACGCUAAUAAAUUAUAUCUAGAAGAACUUGGGUCGUAUACUUCUCGUGAUCGAUCUAAUCCUAUACGGACUCUAAAGGAUAACGAAUCUUCUCAGUUUUAUGGUGUUAUACAACAGUUACGGCAGCCAAAGGAGGAAAGUAGUUCUCUCCACCUUCCAAGUGCUUGCAAUGUGUCUGUUACUAAUAUCAACAUUCCGAAUCUGAAUUUUAGAGAUCAGCAGUCGGAAUAUAUGGGUAUGUGUCUACCACGUCCACAUUCAUCUGAGGGUGCCGGUAAUCAUACAUUUGGUUCAUACAUGAAAAGUGAAUUAUCAAGAGGAACUCCAAGAUGUAUACCAUCUAAAGGUCAAAACGAUCGCAUACAAACAUCUAGUAAUCCAACUGAACUCAGUCAAUUUGUAUCAGAUUCUGUCAACCCGGUUAAUAAUAUAGAUUCUCAUGUUUCCUCUAAUACAAGCAAGCGUUCGUCUGUGCAUGGGGGUUUGAAUACACUAGAAAGCCAUAUUAAUAAGGCUAUUACAGAGGAAAUACGAGCUCAAACAAUUUCAAGAAAUUCAUUUUUUCCACACAAUAUAUGUUCGCCUCAUCUACCCAGGACUCCAUCACCUAUUAGCAAACACCAUUCCACACGUAAUUCAGAUUCUCAAUUUCAUUUAAAUGUGCCGCUGAAGAAGCAGGAUCGUUCUAUUUCGCGCUCUCCCGGUAUGGUGAACAGUUCAAUGAUAUCAGGUUCUAGAGAUUCUUUCAAAAAUUCUACUUCUAAAAUCCCAGCACCUGAACUUCUUACGGCAAAACUUCCUGCUGCUAACAAUGAAGACUUUUUAAAUAAAUCAAAUCAAAAAGGGUAUGCACAGAAGCGAAAAGUAUCUGAAAUGGUCAAAAGUAAUUCAUUGUCUAGUAAUAUUGACUCUGCAGUAGACCAUUCUACUUCGCCAGAUGGUGGUACAGAAUCUCCAGGAUUAUUACAAAUAGACUUAGCUGCCUCUGAUUUUUCACCUAAGGUUGUGUCGGGUGCAAUGAAUUCACAUCUUAAGGAUGUUCCUCACUUAUUGUCAUGCAAUACUAGUUCUAAUUGUAUUCAAUCUGUUAAAGAAUGCGGACGUGAUGAUUCCCUAGAUCGGUGGUCACAUACAUAUGGAAAUGACAACAGUAUAGACUGCAAUCAUAGUUCAACGGGAUUGCUAGGAAAUUAUGAUGUUGACUCAUUGGAUUCAGCUCCGUUAAACUCGCUAUAAACGUCUAUUUUGUAUUUAUGAAUAAAGAAAUAUAUUAAUAUGUUUUGAAACGUUGCCAUGGUUAUAUAUGUACUGUAAAAACAUGAUGGAAUUUUAGUUUUUCUUUUUAAACUGAUUUGGUUCCAAAUCUGCUUGUUUUAAUCUGACAUUUAUUUAAAAUAUCAAAUCGCCAAACUUUAAAUUUCAGUAUCAUUUUUGAUGUGUGUCCUAUCGAUUCAUCGGAUAUAGUUUAUUAUUUUGCACUUAUGUUUUCCUUUUUGAAGUUCACAUUUUUUGUAAUUUUUUGAAUACAUGAAUGCUGUUGGCUUACAGACAGUGCAACAAAUUUUAUUUUAAUGACACAUGUCUCUAAUAUAUGUGUAUGUAUGUUGCCCCAUGGACAACUUUGUUUCUUUUUCUAUCUCUGUGUUGUCCUCAACGUACUCUAUUCCUGCUUUUGAAACAUACCGGUUUAAAGUUCUGUUUGUCUUAAUCGACUAACUUAUCGCAUACAAUAACAAAAAGGGUGCAUCAACGUAGUUCGAGUAAUGUAUGCACAAAAAAAACAAUUAAACUUUAUUUUACUAGUUUCAUAUUGAUAUUAAUUGUUAAUCAGGUUUAUAAUAACAAUUAACAAUACUGUUUUAAGUGAUUGUAUGAAAUAGAAUUGUUCUAAUGUUUACUCAUACUAGUCGUUUUUCCUCUUAUUUACGUUACUGUAUAAUCAUUUGCCUUUUGUGUAGUUUUAAGUUCAUGUUUGAUUUAUUUCCAAAUUUUAAACAGGUUUCCUUUGAAAAACGCUCGGUUUACUUAUUUUGAUUGUUAUCCUGUUUAGAUUUAUUAUAAUUAGCACAACAACGAUGUGAUUUCCUCUCUUCCACAUUAUUGUUAUACUUGCAUUUUGACAUUUUGUUACCUAUAUGACAGUAUAAUUGUAUUUUUAUUGAACGUGAUAUGGUUGCGAAUAUAGAAUGCUUUCUGUUUACUAUAGCCUUGGUUGUUGGACCAACCUUGUAAGACAUUUUAUGGGCCUCCGUUUACUGAGACGGUUGUUGUUGUGGAAUCACUUUCAAACAUUUAGAUCAGUAACUGCACUUAUAGAACAAUAUGCUUACUGUUAUAAUUUGUCGUUUGAAUGC